Molecule: messenger RNA, 4626 nt
Organism: Aquila chrysaetos chrysaetos
Lineage: Eukaryota; Metazoa; Chordata; Aves; Accipitriformes; Accipitridae
Exons: 4
Coding region: 3288-4295 (335 amino acids)
Biological process (GO): protein polyubiquitination; protein monoubiquitination
Molecular function (GO): ubiquitin protein ligase activity
Source: RefSeq, a predicted model, not a curated record
GGCCGCAGGCCGAGCCGACGGGAGCCCGCGGGGAGGGGGCGGCUGGGCACCGCGGCGCCUUGGCCUGGGCUGGCCUCGGCUGGCGGCGUCGAGCGGGUCGGCCCCAGCUCUGGCGGAUGCCGAUGAGGAGAAAAGACUUGUUAGCCAGAAGAGAGAUGAGAUUUUUCACCCACAGCUUGAAAUACGCUGGAAAACCACCAUUUGCCAUAUGCAGGCAACUGCCCUGUGGAUAUUUUAGGACUGUAGCUUCAGCUGAAUCAGGGAUACUUGGAAAAAGAGAGAUAGCUUCAGCAGCUUAUGGAAAAUUUGAGCAUCUGGAAUCUGAACUAACUGCAAUGGAUGGGAAAAUGAAACAGCUUCAACUAGAUCACUACUGAUACUGAGGGAAGUUUUCUGAGAUCUGCCCAUGAGAAUCAACAGGAAGGAAAAAACAUCUUAGUCAACGAUUGGGAGACAUGCAGUAAUCACUCUUCAGCAGCAGUGUAUUUUAGGCCAUUGUUACCCUGGUUCACUACAAUGCUUUUUUAGGGAAAAAGUCUGCUUCCAGCCACAUUAUAAAGACAUGGUGUAGAGACAGGAGGGUCUGGCACAGAGUCUGUAGAGACUCUCUGUAAUCUCUUGAGGCCACACAUGAACAAAAAGAGAGUAUCUUCCUUAAGGAGCAUUAUCGCAUGAAUUUUAUGUAAGCAGAAUUAUCAGAAGAAAAAUAAACAAUGAAAGCUCUCAUGAAAGCAAGCUAGUGAGUGAAAGCAUCAGAUUAGCAAGUGUCACAUGGACAGAUUGUAACAGAUAGUGAUAAAAUGGCUCCAGGAGGAGGCUUUUCUUACUACUCAAAUCCAUUAUAUCACAUCCUACUUAUAAAGUAAUCUUCUGAGACCCAGCUGACUUUUUGUACAAUCUGACAUGUUACUUAACUGUUUAUCACAUCAAGAAUGAUCAUAAUACAUAAAAGUGAGGACUGUGUAGCAUUUUUUUUAAGGUAGGGAAGUCAGUUUUCUUCUCAACCAUAAUCCUGCACUUGUUAAGAAGAUGAUAGACUUCUGACAAAACAGAGUGGUUUAUAAAGAACUCGGACUGCAGAUGAGUUCUUGUUCCCUCUGCAUGUCAUCUACAGGCCACACUUUCAUUUUUUCCAUACCUGAAGAGACUAGUGCAUAGAUACUACAUAAACCAUGUACCAGGAACCCAGUAUAGACAUGGAAAGUUCUGGAGUAGACUCUCAAAUACAAGGCGUUCUUUUUAGUUUACCUAUAUCUCUCACUGUGUUGCUAGGAUUUACAGGGAAAUUUGUUGUUGAUCUAGAAACUGAUGUAGAUUAAUGCAUAAACCUGAAGACUGUACCUCCCUUCCAUACCAACACUAGCACUGCUGAAUUAUUCUAUAGGCAAUUAAGAGAAAUCUCUGGAUUGGUAGUCCUUGUCCUUAUGGGAGAUUUCAACUUCCCAGACAUCAGCUGGGAGUAACGUACUGCUGCGACAAGCAAGCCUGGGAAAUUCCUGGAGUUGGCUGAACAUAAUUUCUUGUCAUAAGUACUCAGUAAGCCAACUAGGAAAGGUGCCAUCCUCAACUUGUCAUUUCUGAAUAGAGAAGGACUCACAGGAUAUGUGAUGGUAGGUGGCUAUCUUGGCCACUGUGAUCCCAAAAUGGUUGAGUUUAAAAUUUUUAGUGUAAUGAGAAAAAAGUUCACCAGCAUUGCUACCCCAUAUUUCAAGAGACCAAAAUUUAAGCUGCUCGGGGACCUACUUCGCAGUGUCCCCUGGGAAUCUGCUUUUGAGGGCUUUGGGGUCCAUGAGUGCUGGUCAGUUUAAGCACAGGAGCAGGCCAUCCCAUUGUGUUGCAAGGCAAGCAAUCGGAGCAGAAGACCAGCUUGGCACAACAGGGAAACUCCUCUUGUAACUCAGGAGGAAAAAGAGAUUGGAUGAUCUCUAGAAGCAAGGUCAGGCUUCACAGGAAGAUUACAGAGCCAUCGUUUGCAUAUGUAGGGAUACAACAUGAAAGGCCAAAGCUCAGCUGGAGUUGAAACUGGCUAUUGUUGUAGUAGAAAACAAGAUAGGAUUUUUAAUGUAUGUUAAUACCAACAGGAUGUCCAAGGAAAAUAUAGGACCCAUACUUGUUGAAGAUGGUCCCCUGGCAAAUAGGGGUGCAGAAGUGGAGACAUUCAGUGCUUUUUUUGCCUCAGUCUUUAAUACUAAUGAUAGACUUUGGGCUGUCCGGUCCCCUGAGUUGGAGGACCAUGACUGCAGGAACAGUGACUUUCCAUGUGGGGACAUGGAAAUUGUAAGGGGCCAGCUGUGUCAGCUGAAUGUUCAUACAUCCAUGGGACCUGGUGGGAUUCAGUCCUGUGUACUGAAUGAGCUAGGGGAUGUGAUGGCAGCAGCCCUCUCCAUCAUCUACCAGAAGUCUUGGGAGCCUACGUAGGCCCCCGCUGACUGGGAGCUAUCCAACAGUGUUCCAAUUUAAAAGAAAGGCAUGCAGGAAGACUCAGAAAACUACAGACCUGUUACUGUGACCUCAGCACCUGGAAAAAUGAAGCAGAAGAUCCUACUGGGUGCUACUGAAAGGCAUUUAAAGGACAAUGCAAUCAUCAGGCACAGUCAACAUGGGUUCACAAAGGGAAAGCCCUGUCUAUCCUUCUAUGAUAAGGUUGGCCUCCUAGUGGGUGAAUAGAAGGCAGAUGUGGCUUUUCUGGAUUUUAGGAAGGCUUUUGAUACAGUCCCUUACAGCAUUCUUCUGGACAAGUUGUCCAACUGUGAGAUGAUGUUGUGGUUUAAGCCCGGCCAGCGAUUAAGCACUACGAAGCUGCUCACUCACUUCCCCCCCACCCCACAGCAAUGGACUGUGAAGUCACCCAGCAAUGGACACCUGUGCUGGGGCCACAGCACUGCUGGGGUGAGCGCCGUGGGCAAGGAUAGCCUGUUGUGAUGUCACUGAGGGAUGGACUACAACAUCCCCAAGUGAUGGAUUGUGACCAGGCGACCCUCACUGCUUAUAUUCGGGCACCAAGUCUCAGCUAGUUGGCUCGUGCCCACACUCCAGCUGAGCAGAUCGCGAGGUCUGGAGCACUGAGCGAGGCCUUGGCGCUGGUGUCGUGCUCGGGGAGUUGCUCCUUGCAGCUCUCAGUGCCCGACCCCAGAGCCGUCGAAGGAUUUUCCCCGGCCCUGCCAGCUCCAGGCAGCCGGGGCACCCAGGAGCUACGCUCGCAGCAGCAGAGCGUGACACCAGUUGCUGCAGCGCCAGUGAGAGGGAGUGGUUCCACGUCCCUGGUUCCCCCCAGCCCACCGCAGCACAUGGAGAGCGUGGCCAUGGAGCCUGAGGACCACUGUCCCAUCUGCCUGUGCAGCUGGGAGGAGGCCAGCUUUGUUAUGCCAUGCCUCCACCGGUUCUGCUACCCGUGCAUCCUGCGGUGGGCUGAGAGCAAGCCCGAGUGCCCUCUCUGCAAGAGGAGGAUCCUCUCCAUCUUGCACUCGGUGCGGGCAGAUGAUGACUACGUGGAGCAUAUCAUCACACCACCCUCAGGUGUUGUCCGUCAGGUGGAAGGAGCCCCCAGACGCGCAGCUGCCCAUGACCGCCAUCUCCCUGGAGCACCCCAACGCUGGGCUGCAGAAGGGGUGCCCAGGCGUCCAGUGGGCAUCUUCCAGCCCCCAAACUGGUUGAACAACUUACGGGACAACCCAGUGCUCCUCCAGAUCCUGCAGCCCUGUGUCCGUCGGCAGAUGGAGGAGAUCUUUGGCAGCAGGGUGUUGGAGGCAGCCAUGGAGGAGGACACCGCCACCACCAUCCUGACCAGCCAAAGGAUGGAUACAGAGCUUCCGGGAUGGGUGCUGGGGGUCUCCCGCCAAAACCGUGAGGAGACAUUCUUCCAACACGAUGGACAUGUCACUGCGCAACGGCACAGCGGAGAGACCCAACGUCUGCUGGGCUGGCAGGAUGCCUCUGCUGCUGGGGGUCAGGAGGACCGCCCCACGGGUGCCCCCAGCCCCACUGCCACCCAAGGAGGGUCUCUUGUCCCCAGCCCAGCCUCCUCCAGCAGCCCUGCAAGAUCCAGCGCAGACGAGCUCCCCGGCACCUCAUCCGCUGCCGUCGGUGGGGGUCCCAGCAGCCACCCCUCUGCUCCCAUUGCCAUCCCUGCGGAGCAAGAAGUGCGCCAGGAGGAGCCAGGGGAGGCUGUGCCCGAUCCCUCCGCUUCCAGCCGGGGCCGUGAACGCUCCCCUGGGAGGCCCCGGCGAGCCCCAAAGAGGAGGACCGACAGCUCCGAGGCCUCUCCAGCCAACAAGAGGCCAGCACCGCGUCGGUGACCCUGGAGGGUCCCUCGGGGGAUGGCCAAACCAGGACUGGGCCAUCAGCUGGGGCACGCGCCAGCCCUCAAGGGCUCCGGGCCCCCCAAAUCCAAUCAUCCAAAUAAAAUAAGUGCAUGAAAACUACAGAAAAAGUCUCAGUGUUACUAACAGUGCAGGUGGCGUUGCUGUCCUCACCCUGUUUUGUUUUUUUGCCGGGAGGGGUGGGACGUUAACACUGAUGGGUCCUUCUACACAUGCCAGGCACUACUUCAUUGUUCCACCCAAAGGCAAGUGAUGCCCAGCUCCAGGCCUGCGGCAUCUCUGCAGCUGCUCCCGGGGCAGAUGUUUC